GACGUUUGUCUGCUUUCGGGGGUGGAAUUGGAAAAGUUAAGGUCUGUGUGUGCAGUACUGCGAUAUUGAAGUAGGCUAACGUUACUGUAUUUGCGAUUGUUAGAAAUACAGUUUGGUUAAAAGUUUUCUCGGUUGUCCUGUACAAUAAGACAUUUCGUUCUGGUGGUUGGCUACGAUUUGACGGGCUCAUUUUUCUGACACACUUUCCCGAGAACCGAAGGGGUUGUGGAGGCAUCAUGGCCCAGUGGAACCAGUUGCAGCAGCUGGAGACCAGGUAUCUGGAGCAGCUGUACCACCUGUACAGCGACAGCUUCCCCAUGGAGCUCCGGCAGUUCCUCGCCCCCUGGAUCGAGAGCCAGGACUGGGCGUACGCAGCGAACAAGGAGUCCCACGCCACGCUGGUGUUCCACAACCUGCUGGGGGAGAUUGACCAGCAGUACAGCCGCUUCCUGCAGGAGAACAACGUGCUCUACCAGCACAACCUGCGUCGCAUUAAGCAGCACCUGCAGUCCAAGUACCUGGAGAAACCCAUGGAGAUCGCCCGCAUUGUAGCCCGCUGCCUCUGGGAAGAGCAGAGGCUGCUGCAGACCGCCACCACUGCCGCACAGGACGGAACGGCAUCUCACCCGUCUGGCACUGUGGUGACGGAGAAACAACAGAUCCUGGAGCACAACCUGCAGGACAUCAGGAAGAGGGUGCAGGAUAUGGAACAAAAGAUGAAGAUGCUUGAGAAUCUCCAGGAUGAUUUUGACUUCAACUACAAGACCCUUAAAAGUCAGGGUGAUAACCCACCCAACUCCUCUCCUAUUUGCUCAGAGUUGUCCCAGGACAUGAAUGGGAACAGCCAGGCGGCAGCCACCAGGCAGAAGAUGUCUCAGCUGGAACAGAUGCUGAGUGCUCUGGACCAGCUCAGGAGGCAAAUUGUGACAGAGAUGGCGGGGCUGCUGUCAGCCAUGGACUUUGUCCAGAAGAACCUGACAGAUGACGAGCUGGCUGACUGGAAGAGGAGGCAGCAGAUUGCCUGCAUCGGAGGACCACCCAACAUCUGCCUGGACCGCCUGGAGACAUGGAUUACGUCCCUGGCUGAGUCUCAGCUGCAGAUCCGCCAGCAGAUCAAGAAGCUGGAGGAGCUCCAGCAGAAGGUGUCCUAUAAGGGAGACCCAAUCAUCCAGCACCGGCCCGCUCUGGAGGAGAAGAUAGUGGACUUGUUCAGGAACCUCAUGAAGAGUGCGUUCGUGGUGGAGAGGCAGCCUUGUAUGCCCAUGCAUCCAGACCGACCACUGGUCAUCAAGACAGGUGUGCAGUUCACCAACAAAGUCAGAUUACUGGUGAAGUUUCCAGAAUUGAAUUACCAGCUGAAGAUCAAAGUUAUUAUUGACAAGGAAUCUGGAGACGUGGCUGCUAUUCGAGGGUCCCGAAAGUUCAACAUCCUUGGUACCAACACGAAGGUGAUGAACAUGGAGGAGUCCAACAAUGGCAGUCUGUCAGCAGAGUUCAAACACCUGACCCUGAGGGAACAGAGGUGUGGCAAUGGUGGCAGGACCAACAGUGAUGCCUCCCUGAUCGUCACAGAGGAGCUCCAUCUCAUCACCUUUGAGACAGAGGUCUACCACCAGGGUCUGAAGAUCGACCUGGAGACCCAUUCUCUACCAGUGGUGGUCAUCUCCAACAUCUGCCAGAUGCCCAACGCCUGGGCCUCUAUCCUGUGGUACAACAUGCUGACCAACCACCCCAAGAACGUGAACUUCUUCACCAAGCCUCCGGUGGGGACGUGGGAUCAGGUAGCGGAGGUGCUGAGCUGGCAGUUCUCCUCCACCACUAAGAGAGGCCUGACCAUCGAGCAGCUCACCACCCUGGCUGAGAAACUACUUGGGCCGUGUGUGAACUACUCUGGAUGCCAGAUCACCUGGGCCAAGUUCUGCAAAGAGAACAUGGCGGGUAAAGGCUUCUCUUUCUGGGUUUGGCUAGACAACAUCAUUGACCUGGUUAAGAAGUACAUCCUGGCUUUGUGGAAUGAAGGGUAUAUUCUGGGUUUCAUCAGUAAGGAGAGGGAGAGGGCCAUCCUGAGCCCUAAGCCUCCUGGCACCUUCCUGCUGCGCUUCAGUGAGAGCAGUAAGGAGGGAGGCAUCACCUUCACCUGGGUGGAGAAGGACAUCAGUGGGAAGACUCAGAUCCAGUCGGUGGAGCCUUACACCAAGCAGCAGCUCAACAGCAUGUCCUUUGCAGAGAUCAUUAUGGGAUACAAGAUCAUGGACGCCACAAAUAUCCUGGUGUCUCCGCUGGUCUACCUCUUCCCAGAGAUCCCCAAGGAGGACGCCUUUGGGAAGUACUGCCGACCGGAAGCUGCUCCAGAGGCUGAACUCGGCGACCCAUGUAGUACCAUUCAACCAUACUUAAAGACAAAGUUCAUCUGUGUAACUCCGUGCCCUUCCGUGUUCAUGGACUUUCCGGACAGCGAGCUGCUUGGGAACGGGAUAUUCCCUGGCACCAACUCUGGUAACACCAGUGACCUGUUUCCCAUGUCCCCUCGCACCCUGGAUUCUCUGAUGCACAACGAGGCUGAGACCAACCCUGGCCAACUGGCCCUCUUGCUUUCUGUCUUCCCAGAUUCCCUCACUCUGGACAUGGAGUUGAGUUCUGACGCGGCGUCACCCAUGUGAAGAGACGAAUGAACCAGACUAAUUUUAAAUAUUUUAACUCCCCGUUUUCUUAAAAAUAUAUAUCAUCCCACAGGUACCUCUGUCCCAUAUUGUGAAAGGGAACAAGAUACAUUACAUUUAGCCACUUGUUUUUUACCUUUCACCUUAACGCCUCGAACACACCAACAGCAUCAUUGCGCAAAAUGGUACGCAGCAUCAUCUGGAUAUGUGUGCAACAAAAGUUCAACAUUAACCACAUUCUGCUAAAAUUUCUGUCAAGCCAUCUACGAAUACAGUUUGAUGCAUACGUUAGAUAAAGGCAAAUGCAGUGUUCCAUUGGAAAUGAAUGUACUUCUGGUGUACCAAAAUGCAAUGACGCUAUCGGUGUGAUCGAGGCAUUAGUGUCAAUGUUUCGAAAAGUCACGUCUCCCUCCCUGUGGGUGUUUCACAAAGUACCUUAUAUUUAAAUUGUAUAUUUUAAUACAAAAUUAUAUUUUUGUUUCCUUGAAUUUCUUAAAAUGGUUUUGAUCUCAAACUUCAUUAAUGAACCAGGGCUUUUGUUUUUAUAAGAAUGUCUAAAAAGGAAGAUUGCUAUCUAGCUUUUCAAAGAUAAUAAGUUAUUCUUUGUUAGCUUCAUAGUUCUCAAUUACCUAUUCUAUGACAACCUUUUUGGUAGUCCGUCCGUCUGUCUCCCAUGAAAUUCUCUAUUGAAGGGGACACCCGUAUCUUUAUUUUCCUUUGUAUUUGAUUGAGAAAUAUCCUGGUCCAUUCUUUCCGGUUGAAUCUUAUUCCUUUUUUUAGAAAAAAAAACUAUCUAUAAUCUCACUGUAACACAAUGAGUCAGUAAUAUGUUGCGUUUCUAAAAUGUAUGUGAAUGGCAGUGGUUUUUGUUUUAGGUGUCUGAAAUGGCGUUGAUAAUGGCAGGAUAUUUCCCUGACCUUCUCUCCUGUCUCAGCCUGGGAUCAACCCCGCUCUCAGCAGGCAGUUGAAGGGAAAAUACUGAUUCUUCCCUGGAUUGUAGAGCACGUUGACGUUUGUCAUGAAUCUUGCCCAGAGCAAUUUCCGCUAGCUGUGCCAGAUGCAAAGUAUAAAUUGGCGAUAUCGUUAAAAAAAUGUUUUCCUUAAUUUAAGGUUAGGCAUUAGGGUUAGAAGUGUGGAUUAGGGUUAGGUUUAAAAUCAGAUGUUAUGACUUUGUGGCUGUGCCAGCUAGUGACCACUGCAGAGCUGCCUCCAGGUCAACAUUCAUGACAAUAAAUGCCAACCUGCGAUUGUAGAUAGAAAUGUACAUUAUUCUCUGGGGUUUUUAAUUCAUACACACCCCCUUCGUCCUUCAUAGUUUGUCAUAAUGUGAAUAGCAGUUGUUGUUUUCAUUGAUCCAUAAAAAUGGAGAUUAUCAUUGCCACAGUACUGCACUAGUCUGUGCCAUAAUGGUUUAUGUAGUGCCUAUCUCAUACCGUAUCUCAUACCGUAUUAAUGAUUUAUUUUAAGCGAACACUUCUUGUAUGUGUUGACCAUGACCUUGUUUUUUUUUGUUAUUUACAUAAUGUUAGUAUCAGUUUCUAAUGACAUUUCACUAUUCUGUUUGAUUGUAUAUGGAUAUGAUAUGAUACCACACCACACUCGCUUAAUGACUUAAGUGCUCAGUGGAAUCUGUAAUUGAGUUCACUCUGUAGAUGUUAUUUGAAAAAAAGCUAUCUAUAAAUUAUGCUGUAACUAAUCUUAUAUUUGUUUAAAAAUCAUAAAAACAAAAAAAUAUUAUCCCUCA
Messenger RNA from Coregonus clupeaformis (lake whitefish), 4404 nucleotides. Its product is annotated as signal transducer and activator of transcription 3. Gene Ontology annotation, molecular function: RNA polymerase II cis-regulatory region sequence-specific DNA binding; DNA-binding transcription factor activity, RNA polymerase II-specific. NCBI's taxonomy places the organism in Eukaryota, Metazoa, Chordata, Actinopteri, Salmoniformes, Salmonidae. Gene Ontology annotation, biological process: response to peptide hormone; regulation of transcription by RNA polymerase II; leptin-mediated signaling pathway. The coding region runs from base 237 to 2660 and encodes 807 amino acids. The transcript has 23 exons. The record is from RefSeq and is a predicted model, not a curated record.